AUUUUGUAUUAUAUAGUGAGCAAAAAGAAAUGGGGAGAGCACCAUGUUGUGCUAAAGAGGGGCUUCGUAAAGGUCCAUGGUCUACAAAAGAAGACUUAUUACUUACAAAUUAUAUUAAGGAAAAUGGUGAAGGCCAAUGGAGAAACUUGCCCAAUAAAGCUGGGCUACUUAGAUGUGGGAAGAGUUGUAGGUUAAGAUGGAUGAAUUAUCUAAGGCCAGGAAUCAAGAGAGGAAAUUUCAGCCAAGAUGAAGAAGAUCUUAUAAUAAGGCUCCAUUCUCUUUUGGGCAAUCGUUGGUCACUCAUAGCAGGUCGAUUACCUGGUCGAACCGACAAUGAAAUCAAGAAUUACUGGAACACUCACGUAAUCAAGAAGCUCAAAAUUGCUGGAAUUCAGCCCAAACUCCACAAAGUGCACAAAGUUUCCCCCAAAAAAGAGCCCAAGAAAAAGCCCAAAACAGAAAAUCCAAGAAAAAAACAAGACAAAAAGAAGAAAAAUAAUAAGAAAAAAGACCAAUCUUUAGACACCCUUCAAGUUGUGUUUGUCCCAAAGCCAAUUAGACUUUCCUCUGGACUUAUAAGGAAUUCUAGUGUUGAAGAUGUUGCAUUAUUGAGCAAUUCAUCCUUAUGUUGUUCCGACUCACCUAAAAUGUUGCCUCAAACGUGUCAGGUCCUUAAAAAAUGCACUAUUUCUGAAGGAUCUGACAUACACCUGUCUGCAUUUUUGAAGAGUCCGAGCAACAUAGCUUCGCCCUCAAAUAGUUAUGAAGAAGGUGAUAAUAACAACAAGAAGAUUAAUGUUAUUACCAAUGAUGAUGAGAAUGUUGAGGGUAAAAUUAAAGAGGUUUCAUUUAUUCCUUGUGCUUCAAAUUUGUUAUUUGAUGAAGUACUACUAGAUGGAUUUUGUGAUCUUUCAAAUGAAAGCAUGUUGGAGAAGGUUUAUGAAGAAUAUCUUCAACUUAUUUCUGAAAAAUGUUAUCAAGAUGAUCCAAUGUUAAUGUAG
This is a messenger RNA of Solanum verrucosum, 1001 nucleotides long. RefSeq names its product transcription factor MYB123-like. Lineage: Eukaryota; Viridiplantae; Streptophyta; Magnoliopsida; Solanales; Solanaceae. The record is from RefSeq and is a predicted model, not a curated record. The transcript is spliced from 2 exons. The coding region runs from base 30 to 1001 and encodes 323 amino acids.